CGCCACGGCAGUCGGGACAACGCCUGCCAAAAGUUGGCCAGGAAUGCUUUGUCCUCGGUUCGCAAGCUAAGUCCCCAUGAUCCCUCGCCCUAUGGUUCGGUGAUGAGACUCCAUAGGUACGGAUACCAUACCCACGCAGCUCAUGACUUCAGACACACUGUGAUGGACGUCGAUUUUCGCCCAGACCAGGACGGCCUGGGGCCGACAGAGCGGGCUCCCGAGCAGAGCUUCUGCUUUAGGACCCUCGCAGUCCUCCACCUUCCACGUCCCCCGUCGUGGCCGGACGGGGAACGUGGAAGGUGCUCCGAGUCCCAGCAGCCCCAGGACGGUCAGGAGCGUGAGGGUCCCCGCGGUCAUGAUCAGGACCACCAACCCCACGAGAGAUGCGGAUGA
This is a messenger RNA of Colletotrichum orchidophilum, 393 nucleotides long. RefSeq lists its product as uncharacterized. The transcript is spliced from 3 exons. The record is from RefSeq and is a predicted model, not a curated record. The annotation marks the transcript as partial. NCBI's taxonomy places the organism in Eukaryota, Fungi, Ascomycota, Sordariomycetes, Glomerellales, Glomerellaceae.